GUCUACCCUCCGAGAUCAUCCACGCUAUAAUCCUCCACAUUGUCGAUGGCCAGCCCCCCCAUGGUCAGCCACUAUCGAAUGCCGACAGACGUGCACUCUCACGAUGUAUUUCAAUAUGCAAAUACUGGGCUAUCCUCCUUAGACCUAUGCUCUUUUGACACCUUACCCUGCGCUCGCGAGGGGACGUCGACAUGCUUCUCACCCUCGCGGCAUCGCCCUCGCUAUUCGAUCCGGCCCUCGCCGAUUGCCUGCACUCGGUGAGUUUGGCAGUCAGGCUACCAACUGCCGACAGCCCAUGGUUAUAUCAUGCCCACGAGUUGAGGCAGCUAAGAAACGUUGUCACCAUACGACUAGCCUUGGCCCAGAACGGCACCUUAGAGCGCGCCUGCGCCAAUCCCGCAUACGCCAUUUUCUCCAGUUUUCCUCUAGUCGUGCCCGGAGUUUUUCUUCGGGUCACAGUGCUAUCAUUGGAGCGCAUGCGGUUUAGCAGCACCGCCGACAUUAGUCGCCUCAUCAACCAGCUGGGGACUGUGCAAUCUUGUAUCUUGCAAGAUGUGAUUUUCGAAAAGGUGGCGGCCCUAGCACCCCGAGCUCGGCUGCGGCCUACGGUAAUUAGGCACCGCUUUGAGGUUGCGCCAUCUGGUGCUACCCGUGGUGCUACCAUCACUCCAAUAUCCUUUUCAGUCCUCACUGCCAUACUAUGUCCUGCGCACCACUUAGACGCAUGGUCUAGCAUCGUUUCACUCCUACAGCACCUAUUCUCUCAAUAUACCUACGAAAUAAGACUAAUAUAUAUUCCAGAAGGAGGUACGUCCUUUAUAAUAACUCUUGAUAUCCUUGUGUUCGCUGUUAAUAACACUUCGUCAGACAAUGAUACCACCACAGAUCAACAAGCAAUGGGCACAUCCUUAGAGGCUGCGUUUGGCCCGACUUCAGCAGAUGAUUCAACGCUGAUCGUGUCUCUGUCGCUGUCUUUACCUGACGAAGUUAUCAGUGACUCCACGGGAAAAUUGGACUGGUCUGCACUUGAGGACGGUAUCCCGGGGUUGGAAACUAUCCCACACGUCACGGUACACACUCACAGAUCCGUUGCGCCCAAACACAUCCAACUUCUCGCUGCUCCUGGAAAGAUACGUCUUAGAAGGACGAGACCCACGACGACAUGUGAGCAAUAUAAUGUGGUAUUACAUCUGUUUUGUACUCUUUGUGCGAUUACUCACUCCGUAUGA
This is a messenger RNA of Phanerochaete carnosa HHB-10118-sp, 1229 nucleotides long. RefSeq lists its product as uncharacterized. The record is from RefSeq and is a predicted model, not a curated record. NCBI's taxonomy places the organism in Eukaryota, Fungi, Basidiomycota, Agaricomycetes, Polyporales, Phanerochaetaceae. The transcript has a single exon. Bases 192 to 1229 code for a protein of 345 amino acids.